Messenger RNA from Magnolia sinica, 1658 nucleotides. RefSeq names its product CBL-interacting serine/threonine-protein kinase 4-like. Gene Ontology annotation, molecular function: ATP binding; protein kinase activity. The coding region runs from base 45 to 1322 and encodes 425 amino acids. Gene Ontology annotation, biological process: signal transduction; protein phosphorylation. NCBI's taxonomy places the organism in Eukaryota, Viridiplantae, Streptophyta, Magnoliopsida, Magnoliales, Magnoliaceae. The transcript has a single exon. The record is from RefSeq and is a predicted model, not a curated record.
CAUAGGCUAUCUGAGGUUGCGCAGCUGAUCGAGACCGCACCCACAUGGAGUCUGGACCCAAGGUUGUGCUCGGCAAGUACGAGCUCGGCCAUGUUCUGGGCCGUGGCACGUUCGCGAAGGUCUACCAUGCCGGAUCUCUCAUCAAUGGCGCGACUGUCGCUGUAAAGGUCAUCGACAAGUGCAAGAUCAAGAACACUACCAUGGAACCACGCAUCGUUCGUGAAGUGUCUGCCAUGCACCGUCUCAGCCACCCCAACAUCAUCAAGCUUCAUGAAGUCAUGGCUACCAAGUCCAAGAUAUACUUGGUCAUGGAGCAUGCAAGUGGGGGAGAUUUAUUCUCCCAGAUCAUGCAGCAUGGCCCACUAUCAGAGCCGAUCGCACGACGAUACUUCCAACAGCUUGUCUCAGCCCUUCAUUUUUGUCACUCUAAUGGUGUGGCCCACCGAGAUGUUAAGCCCCAGAAUCUACUACUAGAUGAGUAUGGGAAUUUGAAGGUGACUGAUUUCGGCCUAUCGGCACUUCCUGAGCAAUUGAAGGACGGGCUCUUCCACACGGCGUGUGGCACGCCGGCCUACACCGCGCCUGAGGUUGUUAGGAGGAAGGGCUAUGAUGGAACCAAAGCAGAUGCGUGGUCAUGUGGAAUCAUUCUCUUUCUACUGCUUGCUGGCUACCUCCCCUUUGAAGAUUCUAACAUUGCAGUAAUGUACCAAAAGAUCUAUGGGAGGGAAUUUAAAUUCCCGACAUGGUUUUCUAAACCGGUGCGACGGGUGAUCUCACGGCUCUUAGAUCCACACCCGCAGACUAGGAUGUCGAUCGACGCCUUGAUGCGAGUUGCCUGGUUCAAGAAAUCUUACAAAGCGAAUUACAUGAAUCCUGACUUGUUACUUCACGAUAAUCGACCUAACUUCUGCAUGCUGCAAAAGGACGGCCAAUUCAAUCUUGAGGAUGGCGCGCCUGUCAUGACUGCUUUUGAUUUGAUAUCAUUGUCUUCGGGUUUAGAUCUAUCAGGGCUCUUUGAGAGGGGAAAGAAGAGGGAGAAGCGAUUCACGUCUACUAAGCAUGCUAAAGAUAUUUUAGAAAAGUUUGAGAAGAUUGGAGGGAAAUUAGGUUAUAAGGUCGAAAGAAGAAAAGUCGGGUGUGUCGUGCUGUUAAAAAAUCAAUUAGUUUUAUCAGUCAACCUAUCAGAGGUGGUGCCGGGAGUUUUAUUCGUGGAAAUCAAAGCAUCAGGUAAUGAUGUAGCGGAUUUUGAGGAGUUUUACUGGGAAGAUUUGAAAGCUGGAAUUCAAGAUUUGGUUUUAGCUUGGCACAAUGAAAGUGUUUGAUCAUGGUUGAAAGACUUGUCGGGCCUUGAGGACUUGUCGGGCCUUGAGUCGAAUCUUGGCUUGCUCGAGUCACAGAGACUCGACCAGAUGAAUAGUUAUAUAUAUCAAAACCGGAUUGGGCUAACAACAUGGGCUUGCCUUCGCCCAAGCUAUUUUGAAAUACCGUGCUGCAUGGAGCAUGGGCCAGUCCGAACGGUCUCCUUUUGGAAAAAAUGGGUUGAGUUACAUAGGAAAUAGGUUGGUUUGUAACAGUGAUUCAUUUGUAUAUAUGAGUCUGAUAUAUUGUAAUGGUGCUCCAUUAGCACCCAUUUUUUUAUUCAUUGAUUUUCAUCGAAA